Messenger RNA from Thlaspi arvense, 1050 nucleotides. The record is from the annotation of a GenBank genome assembly. Lineage: Eukaryota; Viridiplantae; Streptophyta; Magnoliopsida; Brassicales; Brassicaceae.
UCUGAGCUCAAAAUAUCAUAUUUCUUUCAAUCCCCGGUUUAUAAUCUCAGAUCGAAAUUUUCUGUCGGAAUAACACAUCUGGGGGGCACUUCCAUGGCGAACGCCUGGAAAAGGGACAAGAACCAGAAGCUUUUAGCACCCAAGACAUUAAUCUUUCUUCUUAUUCUGUCCAUCAUCUUCCUCUUCUCUCUCUUCUUCUUCUCUUUCUCAUCUCUUCAAAACUUCAAUCCUAAUCUUUCACUCAAUACCCAAUUCCCAAUCCCUCCUUUCGACUGCUUCAAAUGUCCUCAAUCAAAACCCAUAAUCGCAAGCGUCGUCGAGAAUCUCAAAUACCCUUUUAUCUAUUCCCUCGCCGAUCUCGGGAAUCUCCCGGAGAAACCCCACAAGAACAUCGUGAGGCUGCUUAAAGGAAAGCCCUUUCGGAAACCAGACAUUUCCGCUGCGAUUCAGGAGGUUUUGGAGAACAUGAAGGCUAAGGGCAGAGAUGGGUUCGUUGUCGAUGUGGGAGCUAAUGUUGGUAUGGCUAGCUUUGCUGCGGCGGCUAUGGGGUUUAAAGUUCUUGCUUUUGAACCUGUUUUUGAAAAUUUACAGAGGAUCUGUGAUGGGAUUUGGUUUAAUAGGGUUGCUUCUCUGGUUACUGUGUUUGAAGCUGCUGCUUCUGAUAGAAAUGGGGACAUUACCUUCCAUAAGUUGGUGGGACGGCUAGACAACAGCGCUGUCUCGGAGGUGGGUGCAAGACUUGCAUUCAAGUCCAACAAAGAAAUAGCGGUCCAAGUGAAAUCCAUACCUCUUGAUGAACUCAUCCUGCCUUCUCAACCUGUUCUUCUUAUCAAGAUCGAUGUUCAAGGUUGGGAGAACCAUGUUUUAAAGGGCGCAAAGAAGCUACUCUCGAGGAAACCCACAGAAGCUCCUUAUCUAAUCUACGAGGAAGAUGAGAGAUUGCUCAAGGCAAGCAAUAGUAGCUCCAAGGAGAUACGUGAUUUCUUAAAAAGCGUUGGAUAUAGCAAGUGUAGCCAGCAUGGCACAGAUGCGCAUUGUACCAAGGAGUAA